This is a messenger RNA of Lycium barbarum (goji berry), 390 nucleotides long. RefSeq names its product putative cell wall protein. Bases 1 to 390 code for a protein of 129 amino acids. The record is from RefSeq and is a predicted model, not a curated record. The transcript has a single exon. NCBI's taxonomy places the organism in Eukaryota, Viridiplantae, Streptophyta, Magnoliopsida, Solanales, Solanaceae.
AUGGCCAACAUUAUUCAUUCCAUCAUUUCAUUCCUUUUCACCCUUGCCAUUUUCCUCUCUUUCUCAUGGUAUGCCUUAGCAGGGCGCGACAUCCCAAACACGAAUCCUAAAAUCAGCGACAAGAAAUUACAACCCAACUCGUUCCUACCUCCGUACGAUGGCACGGUCCUAAUCCCCGGAUUUGGUCGGGUUGUUGUCCCUCCUAAAGGCUCUCAUGUUAAUCCCUUUACCUACAAUCCUAUCACCGGUACCAAUAAUGGCAAUGGUCUCGUUAUUCCAGAUCCUGGCUCUGGCUCUGGCAUUGGUAAUAUUCCUGGUGGUGACGAUACACUUGUUCCAAACCCUGGAGUCGAAGUCCCUACUGGUGGAACAAUUCCUACACCACCAUAG